This is a messenger RNA of Galeopterus variegatus (Sunda flying lemur), 330 nucleotides long. RefSeq lists its product as uncharacterized. NCBI's taxonomy places the organism in Eukaryota, Metazoa, Chordata, Mammalia, Dermoptera, Cynocephalidae. The record is from RefSeq and is a predicted model, not a curated record.
AUGCGGGCGGUGGGUGGGAUUAAGGGGAGACGUUACUUCCAGCAAGCCGCCGCCGCCGCCGCUCCCGAGGCCUCACCAAAAUGGCCGCCGCCGUCUCGGCCGCCACCACCACAACCACCAGCUCGCUAUCGCUGCCGCCGGCGCGGCCCGUCCUCUCGCGAGAGACAAUGACCCGGUGAGCUGAAGCAAGUUAGCAGUGGAGCCUGGGCCUCCUGAUUCACAUGACAGCCUUUUUUAGCGCAGCUUGGUUUUACAUGAGGAUAUUUUCCCGAUUGCUCCCGAACAUUUGUUCGCAAACUUUCUAGGUUAAGAACCCCUUUGAGAAUCUGA